Molecule: messenger RNA, 4958 nt
Organism: Penaeus chinensis
Lineage: Eukaryota; Metazoa; Arthropoda; Malacostraca; Decapoda; Penaeidae
Exons: 5
Coding region: 112-4122 (1336 amino acids)
Source: RefSeq, a predicted model, not a curated record
AAUGAGAACUCGGCUUGUGGGCCCCGACGCCUCCGCCGCCGGACGUCAAGAGUGUCACAACAAUCUUCAAUUACGGUGAGCCCCUGGGAGCUCUGAGAACAAUUGGGAAAUAUGAGAAUUAAGCUGGAUCUCAGCGACUUUUUAGAGGAUGAGAGGAAGCUGGUGGUUCUGAGUGUCAACGAGGAGGAGGCGCGGACGGUGCGGGAUGUGCUGGCCAAGAUAAUCAAGCUGUUCAAGUUGAGUCCUUGGCACCAGGACGACGCAGAUAUUGUACACAGCAAGAAACUGAAUCUGGGACUUUUUGAAGAGGAGUUUUUCCUACACCCUGAUGAGACCUCCUCAGUCCUCCAUGGAAUUGGUCUUCUCAAAUUAAAGACACUACCAAGUUCUCAAGAGGCAGAGGGAAAGAAGAAGAAAAAAGGCAAGAAAAAAGCUAAAGAAGAGGACAAAUCGGUGAAUGAGACAGCGAAGGAGAAGAGGAAAAGGAAUGCAAGUCCAGAUGUUCUGCCACCACAGAGGAGAGAGGAAAGAAGGGAAAGAAGAAUAAAGGUAGAGGAUGUAAUAAGCACUUCUGAGAGUGAUUCUAAUGUUAGAGAAGAAACUUCAAGGAAACGUAAAAGAGCAUCAACUUCAGAAGAGGAGAGUUCCAUAGAAGAAAGCAGAGGGAAAAGAAAAAGUAAAAGAAGUAAGUUUUCAAAACUUGAAGCAAAUUUCUGUGAUGUAAAUGAAAGUAAAAUACAUAGUGUGAGUAAUAGUGACUUGUUAACUGAAUCAGACAGUGAAACAGAACAUUUAACAAAUCUUGGGAGAAGGAGGAAUGUUCCAUAUUUGGGUGGUGGAAGCUGUCGAAGGAAAAGCAGAAAUGAAAUGUCCAGUUUGCAGUCAACUGGAAGAAGCAAUGACUAUGAAAUAGGAACAGACAUAAAGUGGAAAAAGAAAACUAAAGUCAUUGAAGAAUUUGAGAUAGAUGGAGAUGAGUUACAAGAGCUGUACUGUAAAAAAGGAACAAAAGGUCAGCAAAUUGAAUUGGGAUUUGAAGAGAGUAGGAGUAGCAAGAGAAAUAGAUUUCAAAACUUAGCAGUAGAUUAUGAGUUAGGGAAUUUAAGAUCAAAGAAGAAAUCAGGUGAAACAGACAUCAUUGAAAAACAGAAGGAACUAGAACGUAGAUAUUUGGAAGACAAAAAGUCUCAGGUAAAAGUUGUAUCCACAAGUACUGUUAUUAACUUGCUAAGUGAUGAUUCUUUGGAUGAUGAAUCCUCUGAUAAAAGUGAAAAAACUGUUGGUGAAAAAUUAUCAAAUAUCAGAUCAUAUGAACAAGAUGAUGGUCCUCAUGCAGCUGAUUCAGUGACUGAUCCUUCUGCAAGCUUUGAGCCAUGUGGCCCACUUAAAACAGGAAAGAGAAAAAGAAUAAGAAAACACAAGAAAAAGAAACGUAAUGAACAGCAGAGUGUGAUAGAAAAUGAAACUACAUAUGGGAAUAUACCUGAGAAGGCAGUAUUUGAUAGAGAAGUAGCAUACAAUUUUCCAUUUGCAAAACCAAGAAGUACAAAACAAGGAAUGCAGCCUAUAAAUCAGGGCAAACAUGUGUUUUUCGAAAGUGAAGAAGAAAUAAUUUCCAAUAAUGAAAAAGAGAGAAGUUCCGUUCAUGAUGUUGAGGUUCUCGCAACUGCUUCCAGUAUAUUUAGAAAAGAUUCUCAGCUUCCAGAGCAAAGCAGUAGAAAGGAAAGUUUUAGACAAACGCGUCAAAGAUUGACAGAACCAGUUGUUGUUGAAAUUGAAGGAGAAGCUACACUACCUAGCAGUUCAUCAGUUUUUGCACCAAGUAGAUAUCAACCCCAAAGGAGACAAAUUCCUAGUUUCAGUGACAGGCAGUUUAAGAAGCACAAAAAAGAGGAUUCAGAUGUAUUGUUCCCAGGGCAAGAUGUUGAAGAAGAAUUACAUCUGGGAGACAAAUUUAGAUAUUCUACACCAGUCAUGAAGAAGAAACCACCAGUACAAGUCCAAGAUGAUGAAUGUAUACAGAUGCUACGGUCUGAAGAUUAUCCAUCAGUUGAAAACAAGGCCAUUUCCCUUCCAUCUCAGCCAAGCGAUGACACUGAUGAUUUAGCCACCUUCAAAAGAAUUUGUGAAAAUAAUACCCUUAUGGUUGUAAAGGUUGAUCCAAGAAGGAGACCUCAAGUAAAGCCUCAAGUAAGAGAAACAAACAAGACAGGUAACACUCUAAACCUUGGUCCACCAAGCCAUUCAGACCACUGUACUGUAGAUGUAAGUGAAGAAAGUAGACAGACCUUCCAUAAUCUGACAAUGAUUGAAAAUAGUGAUAUGACUUUAAUCAUUCCAAGGGCUCGAAGGUCAUUGCGAGGUUCUGAAGAAAAAAGUGUAGGUGAGAGAAAUACAAAUUAUGCUAAUUCAGGAAAUAAUGUGGAGCAAGAGAACUGCUCACAGUCUGGGAAUGGCACAUGUACAGAAGUUCCACAACCUCAUGAUUCUAUAAAUUCAAUGCAAGACAGAAGAAACAGAAGUAAAAGUUGUGAAAUUAUUGAGAAUAACAUGGAAAGAACUCAACUGAACCAUCCCAGUAAUUCUAAUUCAAGCUCAGUGGAUACAAACAGUAAGUUAUCUCCAAAUAAGCCUGAAUUUGGAAUGCAUUCGCAUUACAGAAAAAAAAAUAGGCCAAGGGUUUUUCAGUCUGUUGGUGCAGUUCUUGCCAGUCUUAAGUAUUCAAAUGAGGAAGGCAGAGAACCAAUUGCUGAACCCACUUCAGGCAAGGAAAAGGUUCAUGAGGCAGCUCUUGAGCAAAAACUGUCACAGGCAGAAGUGUAUGCAUCAAAACAGUCUUCUGAUGCACAUAAAGAUUUCAGUACAGAAAGUAAUAAUGUACUCAAAGAAAAUGUAAAUCAAACUGAUGGUUCAAGAGCAGUAGAGGAUGAUGACAUUGUUCACUUGGAAAGUGAUGAAGAAGACCAUGUUGUCCAAACUAAAAAUGUAGUACCUGAAACUUUAGAUGAUUUAGACGUCAUUGAGGAGAGAAGAGAGAGGAUGCAGGGAAUUGCAGAACGAGGAGAGUUAAGUGAUGUGCAAAGACAUCAAGAAAUUAUGUUUUCAGAACAAUUUAAAAAUAUUCCAGGUAUCAUGGAAGCUGUUCCAGAAGGAUACAGAGGUUUCCCAGAAAUUCUAGCAAAGGUGCUAGGAGGAGGAGUUUCAAUGAAGCAUCUUCUUCCAGAGCAAGAGACCAUGUCACAUAGAGAGAAUGAGUUAAUUUCUAAAGAUAGUGUGAAAGAAAAGCAGGAGGUUACUCUUGAUGAUGAAAAGAGUAAUCAGCUUGUUUCACAAACUAGACAAGAUAUUUCAGUAAACAAAGUGCAUAGUGUGCCAGAAGAAGCCAGUGAUAUAGUGCCAGAGGACAGAGAAAAUUUGAUACUUGAAAGGAGAAAGAAUGAAGACUUAGGAGAAAUAUCAGAAGUUGUAUCAGGAAAAUUAAAGGGAAAGGAAGAGGAGGUUGUGCUAGAUGAGUUUCCUGAAGACAAAAAGAGGUCCCCAAUGAGAGAUGAUUUGUGUAUUACAAAAGAAGUCCAAGAAAGAGUUUUGCAGAAAGUAGAGGAUGAAGAUAUCAGAGUGGUGGUUGAUGAUGAUGUUAAUGUGCCAGGAGACCUAAAUAAUGACAGAGCUGUUGUGAAUAAAAAUGAUGACAGUAGAUCAGAUGUGAAAGUUGUACCAGAAACUGAGGAUUCUUCAAAGGAAAUGAAGGAUGAUAUGAAGAAGACUAAAAUGGAGCAGAUUAUUGAAUUGGCGAAGUCAGCUGAAGAUGAUGAUUUUGAAAAGUUUCCGCUGAUGGAAUCUGCUCCUAGAGUGGGGGAGCUUAUUGCGCUGAAAGUAGUUAGCCUUGAUGAAGGUUAUCGUCCUGUAUACUCGAACUAUGUAAAGGCACAAAUAUUGGCAGUGAAAGGAUGGAAAAUAAAGCUAAGAUAUAUUGAUGAUGUUGAGUCCAUGAAAAAGGGAGACAAAGAGGAAGUGGCUGAUGUAGAAGAGGUUGAUUUGACUUCCGAUGACGAGGAGCAAGAUGAUCUGAUUGAAGUGCUGGAUUGGCGUGACAUACAUGCUCCAAGGCUUCUUUAUCCUUGAAAGUGAUUAGAAUCACUAUUUUUAUUAUUUAUUUUAUUAUUUUAAUUGUUAUCUAUCAUCAGCAUCACAGUCAUGAUUAUGCUUUUUCAUUUAUAAUUUUUAUUUACAGAAUUUUAAUUUGGUUUGUUCCAAAACUAAUGGUAGUCAUUAGAUUGCUUAAAUUUGUAUGUAUGAUAAUUGCCCUCAUGUGGAGGGUUUAAAAGGACAUUAUGUUUCAUGUGUAUAGUUAAUACUAAAGAAGUCAGCUUGUAUUUGUAGUGCAAAGUUAUAUUCCUUUUGCUUAAUACAAGUGUAAGUAAUUCAAUACAGUUAUCGUUUAUUUCAUUUACUUCAUUUUUACAAAGAUGAUGGAACUCAUCUGUGACUUUUUGUGAUUCAGGUGACUGAAGGUUAUUUUUUAAAAACCUUUAUUUUUUAUCUUUAUAAAAGAUAGAUGCAUAUUUUAAGGGUGAUUGGUAAAUGAUAUUAUAAAUGCAGUGUUUUUGGUUAUGAAUGAUAGCUGAUGUCUACUACUUGAACUGUAUCAGUUGAAAGGAAUUUAAAUGUUUUUGUUUUUAUUCUUCUAUAGCAUAUAGUGAAUGAAAGUUGGUUAGUAUCAUUAUCUUACUAGUGUAUAACAGUAAGUAGAAUGUGACUUAUUUUUGGUGAAAGUGAAGUAAAACAAUUUGCUGUCUAGGUGUCAGACUUAAGAAGCCAAAUUUAUGCCAACUGUUUUAGGACAUUGUAUAAUUGUUGCUUUUUCUCCUACCCAUCAAAUCUGAUGCAUCACCAAAGAAAUAAAAAUCAGCAACCUUCCAUUUAUGUUUAAAAGAACUUCAAUAAAAUUGUCAUGUUAA